Vicugna pacos (alpaca) is the source of this 2150-nucleotide messenger RNA. RefSeq names its product aurora kinase A (gene AURKA). NCBI's taxonomy places the organism in Eukaryota, Metazoa, Chordata, Mammalia, Artiodactyla, Camelidae. Gene Ontology annotation, biological process: mitotic cell cycle; meiotic cell cycle; mitotic centrosome separation. Gene Ontology annotation, molecular function: ATP binding; protein kinase activity. The record is from RefSeq and is a predicted model, not a curated record.
CUUCGUCUCUGCGUUGCCUGUGACGCAAGCCGUCGAGUUGGCCUUGAACCAAUGAAAAGUCAGCGCCUCUCCAGCUCGGGCCAAUCAACUUUCGGAUUAGAGGGUUUAACUCCUUUUAAAAUGAAAACUGAAUCCUAACGGCUGAGCUCUCGGGAGGACUCGGCGGCCUCGGUCACAGGCGAGAGCCCACAGGCAUCAUGGACAAAUGUAAAGAAAACUGCAUUUUGGGGCCUAAGACUACAGUUCCACUUGGUGAUGGUCCAAAACGUGUUCCGGUGACUCAACAAUUUCCUUCUCAGAAUCCGGUAUCUGCAAACAGUGGCCAGGCUCAGCGGGUCUUAUGUCCUUCAAAUUCUGCCCAGCGUGUUCCUUCACAAGCGCAGAAGCUUGUGUCCAGCCAUAAACCAGGACAGAAUCUGAAGCAGAAGCAGUCGCAGGCAGCCAGUGUCCCUCGUCCUGUCUCCAGGCCGCUGGGUAAUACCCAAAAGAGUGAGCAGCCCCAGCCACCAGCACCUGGAACUAAUCCUGAAAAGGAAGUGGCAUCAAAACAGAAAAAUGAAGAAUCAAAAAAGAGGCAGUGGGCCUUGGAAGAUUUUGAAAUUGGUCGUCCACUGGGUAAAGGAAAGUUUGGUAAUGUUUAUUUGGCAAGAGAAAAACAAAGCAAGUUUAUCCUGGCUCUGAAAGUAUUAUUUAAAGCUCAACUAGAGAAAGCAGGCGUUGAGCAUCAGCUGAGAAGAGAAGUAGAAAUACAGUCCCACCUUAGGCAUCCGAAUAUUCUCAGACUGUAUGGUUAUUUCCAUGAUGCUACCAGAGUUUACCUAAUUCUGGAAUAUGCACCUCUUGGAGCUGUCUAUAGAGAACUUCAGAAACUGUCAAAGUUUGAUGAGCAGAGAACUGCUACUUAUAUCACAGAAUUGGCAAAUGCCCUGUCUUACUGUCAUUCAAAGAGAGUUAUUCAUAGAGACAUUAAGCCAGAGAACCUGCUCCUUGGAUCAGCUGGAGAGCUUAAGAUUGCAGAUUUUGGGUGGUCGGUACAUGCCCCAUCCUCCAGGAGAACCACCCUCUGUGGCACCCUGGACUACCUGCCCCCCGAGAUGAUCGAAGGCCGGAUGCAUGAUGAGAAAGUGGAUCUCUGGAGCCUGGGGGUGCUUUGCUAUGAGUUUCUAGUUGGGAAGCCUCCUUUUGAGGCAAGCACAUACCAAGAGACCUACCGAAGGAUAUCGAGGGUUGAAUUCACGUUCCCUGACUUUGUACCAGAGGGAGCCAGGGACCUCAUCUCGAGACUGUUGAAGCAUAAUCCCAGCCAGAGGCCCACCCUCAGAGAAGUACUUGAACACCCCUGGGUCACAGCGAAUUCAAAACCGUCAAGUAGUCAAAAAAAAGAAUCAACCAGCAAACAACCAUGAGAAUCUUUUGGGGCAGAGACCCCUGCGCAGGGCUGCUGUGUGCUCUGUCCAGAGCAGCUGCUGACGCCUGUCUUCUGCUGCCUGCCUGCCUGUCCCCGAGACGCUACAGGGAACGCUGUUACUGAGCAGGCAGUGCCUCGACCUUCCCACCCAGAGUCCCAGCUCGGCAGACGUGACACCCCGGAGCCAGAGGAGCCUCAGGAAUUGUGCUUGGCACCGCACUGGCUGUAUAAUCAGUCUGGAGGCAGUGUGCAAGUGCAGCCGCCCUACAGCGUCUGUGGAGUAAGGCGACCUUGGAAGAUGGACCCGGAGCCUGGCUGUGGGGAGGUGGCCACUGGUUCCGACCUGUUGAAAAGCUGUGCAAUAACCUCCCCAGUCCCUGUGUGCGUGUAACUUAUCGGGUGGCCCGUCUGGUAAAGCUGUUGGAAUGAACAUGGGAUUCUUUUAAAUGUUAAAAUAAAGACUUUGUGUAGACUUGCAUAUUUAAUUCCAUGGCAUCCCUUUAGGACCACUCUCAGUGUCUGUCCAGCACCCCUGCCAAGCCUGGUUAUCGCGUCCUCCUCCUCCACUGACCUCCGGGCUGAGAGACUGAGACGGCACACAUGCUCUGUCUCCACUUGGGGACACGGGUGAGAUGUGGGUCUUGGCUGUUUCUACAUGUUCGGGGCUUAGGUUUUCCAUGGUUUUGAUGUUUUGUUAAUGUACUUUACAAAAGCUUUAUAUAUAAAGACAUAUAGAAAACAA